CCAAUCGACUACGACCAUGGGCCAGGCGACAUCAGUGCCAGCAAUGACGACAACGACGGCGCCUCCGUCUGGAUGUCCAAUGCACCAGGAUUCGAAACCAACUCAGUGCCCUGUCGACCAUGCAAAGCCGGCCCAAUGCCCUGUGGAUCACUCCAAACCCACCCAAUGCCCUGUUGACUCGCAAGCUCUCAAUUCGCUGAACCAAAUGCCAAAUCUCUCCCAGUCACCUGCACCAAAUCAGACCAUGCACCUGCCAUUAGAUCGCACCGAGUCUUCCAUUCCCCGUGAUCAAUCUGCCAAAUGGGAGUACCCUUCACCUCAGCAAUUCUACAACGCGCUGGUUAGGAAGGGAUGGGAAACGCCAGAAGAACACGUUGAGGUGAUGGUAGAGAUCCACAAUUUCUUAAACGAGCAGGCGUGGCAGGAGGUGUUGAAAUGGGAAAGGAGGGCCUACGAUUCAGAUGACAUACAGCUAGCUCGCUUCAAAGGACGGCCUGGGGAAUUGUCACCCAAGGCACGGUUUUGGAUGUUUGCUGGCUGGCUAUUGCCUUCUCGAUUCAAUACCGAACCGCCCUUUGACCGUCACGACUGGGUAGUUCGACGACCAAAAACUGGCGACGAGGUCCGCUAUGUAAUUGACUACUACUCUGCCCCUCCGGAACCCGACGGUUCGCCAGUUUUCUCUCUUGAUGUGCGUCCCGCUUUGGACAGCUUUGGAAGUAUAAAGGAGCGCAUCGCUGUCGCUACUGAGGAUGUCUGGGCAAGCUUCAAGCAGAGUCCUUCGAAACGGACAUGACAAAAAAGUAUCACCUAUAUAGACUAGAUGUACAUUUAAAUAAUAGGAUUUUUCAAGCUCAUUUAGCGGAAGGAUGCGGAAACAGGCGGAAACUUAAAUAAAUUUAUCUGCGGC
Molecule: messenger RNA, 910 nt
Organism: Desarmillaria tabescens
Lineage: Eukaryota; Fungi; Basidiomycota; Agaricomycetes; Agaricales; Physalacriaceae
Product: cytochrome c/c1 heme-lyase
Exons: 3
Coding region: 17-796 (259 amino acids)
Biological process (GO): cytochrome c-heme linkage
Cellular component (GO): mitochondrion
Molecular function (GO): holocytochrome-c synthase activity
Source: RefSeq, a predicted model, not a curated record